AUGGGUGCAGGGCUAAGCCAUUUUGCUAAAUCAACUCCAGCGAUGACAAGGGAUCGACAAAUCCAACUUUUGCGCCAAAUUGGUCAUGAAAACUUUAAGAGAGGGCACUAUGUCUUAGCACGACUGGCUUAUCUAAAAGCAUUAGAUAUUGUGCAGAAAAUUAGCAAUCGAAUUUCAAACAAGCCACAGUUAAUGUGUGAUAUCUACAACGAUAUAUCUCGCACUUAUGCAGAGCAACGACAAUACAGCAAUGCUAGUCACUACUGCCAGCAAGCGGCAGAUAUUGCCAAGCUAAUGAAAGAUAAAAUUCGUACUGCUAAGUGCUGUGAUUGCCAAGGUCGUAUUUAUAGAAUGAAGAAUAAAUAUCAAGAAGCACUGGCUGAGUACUAUAAGUCUCUUGAGAUUAAAAUUGUAUUACUAGGAGAAAAUGAUCUAGAAAUAGCUCAUUCUUAUCAUCGUAUAGGCAAUAUUUUUUUAAAGCAAGCUAAAUAUGAUACUGCAUUAUCAAUGUAUGAAAAAUCGUUAAGUCUCAAAUCGAAAAUAUCUCACUAUAAAAACAAAAAUUUAGAUAUUGCUCAUUCCUACCAUGGAAUUGGAAGUGCCUACUGGGAGCAAUCAAAAUACGAUGAUGCAUUAUCCAUGUAUAAGCAAUGCCUCAAGUUGCGAUUAGAAGCUUUAGAUGGCAAUGAAUUAGAUAUAGCGAGUACUUAUCAUCGCAUCGGUGAUGUUUAUACUUCACAACGCAAGUUUCAAGAUGCCUUUUCUAUGCAUCAUAAGGCCAUCAACAUCAGAAUACGGCUAUUGGGGGAUGUUAACUUAGAAGUAGCCAGUUCCUAUGAUGGUAUUGGCACAAUCUAUUGGAAGCAAGAUAGCUACCAUAAUGCUAUGGAGUUGUACGAAAAGUCGCUACGCAUUCGAUUAAAAUUAUUAGGAGAUCAUAAUCUAGAUGUUGCUAAUUCAUAUCGUGGUAUAGGAAACAUACUUUAUUCACAGAAAAAUUAUCAGGAAUCAAUGUCGAUGUAUCAAAAGUCUCUGAAUAUGACGAUCAGCAUAUUAGGGGAUAAUAACUUGCACCUUUCUGAGCUCUAUCAUGCUAUAGGAAAUAUUUAUCGUAAACAAAAUCAAGUUAGUGAUGCACUAGCAUUCUAUCAAAAAUCCUAUGCUAUUACUUUAGAAAUGCUAGGACCCCAAAAUCUAUUGAUUGCAAGUUCAUGCUGUUGUAUUGGCCAAGUUUAUCAAAAGAAAAAGCUCUAUUCUGAUGCUUUGGAUAUGCAUAAAAAAUCGCUUAAUAUACGAAUAGCCAUUCUCGGAAGCUAUGAUCUGGAUGUGGCAUAUUCUUACCAUUGCAUUGGAUUUAUUUAUUACGUACAAUUUAAUUAUUAUAAAGCCUUAGAAAUGUAUGAAAAAUCUCUUGUAAUUAGCAUCAGAAAUUUAGGAGAUAAAGGUAUCGAGAUCGCUGAUCUUUAUCAAGAAAUUGCAGAUAUCUAUGAUGCAUUAAAUAAUUUUGAUACUGCUUCGGCAAAAUAUGAGAAAUCGAUUCAACUAGCAACAGAAUCACUAGGUAAUAAUCAUUUACAAGUGGCUAAAUUAUAUCAAAAAGGAGGAAAUCUGCAUCAUAAAUGGAAUAACUACGAUGGUGCUCUUUUAAUGUUUCAGAAAUCGUUAAAUAUUAGCCUGGAAAAGUUAGGGAUCAAUAAUAUUAAUACCGCUCAUCUUUAUCGCCUCAUUGGUGAUGUCUACUAUUCCCAAAAUCAGAAUUAUUGUGCUCUACCGAUGUAUCAAAAGUCAUUAGAAAUUAAAUUGCAAUUACAAGAAUCAAAUGAUCUUGCUACAACUGAAAUACAUCAUAAAAUGGGCAAUAUUUUCUAUUCACAAUCUAAAUAUAACGAUGCCUUAUCCCAUUAUCACGACGCUCUGGAUAUGAAAUUGGCGUUAAUGGAUGAUGCUCAUGCUGACAUAGCUACAUUAUAUCAUCAGAUCGGAGAUGUUUAUCGAAAGCUAGAUCGAUAUGAUGAAGCAUUGGUAGUCUAUGAAAAAUCUUUGAAUCUACGAUUAAAGUUACUAGAAACAGAUAAUAUAGUGGUGGCAAAUUUAUAUCAAGGAAUAGCAAACAUUUUCUGGCAGCGAGAUGAAUACGAUACAGCUCUAGAAAAUUAUCAAAAAGCGCUUAACUAUAAACUUGAUAUAUUGGGAGAAAAUCAUCUCGAUGUUAGCAAUCUUUUUCAUCGCAUUGGUGAUAUUUAUUAUUCUCAAACUCUAUAUGCCAAGGCAUUAUCUAUGUAUCGACAAUCUCUUAAUAUUAAGAGGGUAAACUUAGGUGAGGAAAAUUUAGAAGUGGCUCAAGUUUACAAUAGUAUAGGAUAUGUUUUAUGGAGGCAAGAUAAAUACGAAGAUGCAUUACCUAUGUAUCAACAGUCAUUGGAUUUACAUAUUCACCUACUUGGACAUACAGAUCAUAUUGAAAUUGCCAAUUCAUAUCAUGGAUUAGGCCACGUCUAUUACUAUCAGCGAAAAGAUGAGCAAGCUUUAGCUAUGUAUCAAAAAUCUUUAUCGAUGAGAAAACGAUUACUUGGUGAAAAACAUUGCGAUAUCGCUGAUUCUUACCACUAUAUUGCGCACAUUCAUAACUCUCAACUUCAAUUUGAUGAUGCUCUAUCCAUGUAUCACAAAUCUCUCGAUAUCACUAUAGAGAUCUCUGGUGAUCAUAAUUUAGGUGUUGCAAGUACAUAUAUGGGAAUUGGUGAUAUUCAUUAUCAUCAGGGUAAAUAUAGUAGUGCUCUGGAAAUGUAUGAAAAGUCACUUAAUAUUUGCAUGCAAUUACUAGGAAGUCAUAAUAUGGACGUCGCAGGGGCUUAUCACAGCAUAGGUAACGUUUAUUGCUCACAAGCGAAGUACAAUCUUGCUCUGUCCAUGUACCAGAAAUCGUUAGAUAUUACGAUAGAUAUCAUGGGUAUGAAUAAUCUGAAUAGUGCUAACUCCUAUCAUGGUAUCGGCAAUGUUUAUAUGGAACAAGACCUUUACCAAGAUGCUUUGGUAAUGUAUCAGAAAUCUUACGACAUUAAAAUAAAAUUAUUCGGUGAUCAUAAUCUACAUAUUGCAUCUUCUUAUCAUGGCAUUGGAAACGUUUAUUACUCACAGGAAAACUAUAAUGAUUCUAUGGCAAUGUACGAGAAAUCAUUUCAGUUAACAACAGAUAUUUUAGGAAAGGAAAACCCUUACGCUGCUUAUUCCUACUAUCGCAUUGGAAAAGUCUUGUACAAGCAAGAUCAAUUUAAAGAGGCUUUAUUCAAUUAUGAAAAAGCACUACAUAUUCGACUGGCUAUAACAGGAGAAAAUCAUUUAGAAAUUGGCUCCUUAUAUUGUGAUAUAGGUAACAUCUACUGGAAGCAGGACUUAUUAAACGAUGCUCUAUUAACGUAUCAGAAAUCUCUAAAUGUCACUCUUAACACUAUAGAUUACGAUAGUCUCCACGUCUCUCGGAUAUAUCGUAAUUUUGGAAAGGUUUAUUGUAAACAAGGAAAGUACGAGAGCGCUCUAGAAAUGUAUAAAAAAUGCAUUGAUAUUCCUUUAAAAUUGUUAGGUGACAAUAAUUUACUGGUUGCCAAUGCAUUUGAAGGUAUUGGAGAUGUUUAUGCUCAGCAAAAUUUAUACGACGAUGCAUUAAAUAAAUAUAAUCAGUCUUUAGAAAUUCGAUUACAGGUAUUAGGAGAUUCAAAUCUUCGUGUUGCCUCGUCUUAUUAUCAUAUUGCUCACAUUUACUCACAGCAAAAUCGAUACCGCGACGCAUUAAAAUUCUAUAAAAAAUGUCAAGCCAUGACCCGAAAUAUUUUAGGUGAUAUUCACUUAUACGUUGCUGAUUCCUAUCACGGGAUUGGAGAAGUCUAUUUUGCUCAAAAUAAAUUAGAAUAUGCUGUGUCAAUGUUUAAUCAAUCGCUAAAAACUCGUCAAGCAAAACUAAGUUCAAAUAAUAUUAAGAUUUGCGAAAGUUAUUAUGGUAUUGCUGAUGUUUAUCUUGCACAAUGCAAGUACGAAGAAGCCUCAACAUUAUAUCAAAAAUCGCUCAAGAUUGCCUUGAGAAAUUUCGCUAGAAAUCAUCCUUUAAUUACUGCUUUAUACAACAAGCUGAGUAAAGCGUUUGAAAAACAGCGCAAAUACGUCAAAGCUAGCGUAUUACGUUUGGCAUUUUCUAGCCAUGGUAAAGUUAUUCUAGACAAAAAAAUAAUGCAGGAAUUGACAGCACCCACUUCAAUUAAGUAUGACGGUGAUUAUCAAGUUUCUAUUAGACCAAUAGAAGAAAGUGAGGAAGGAAAGGAAUGUGAUGAUACCAUAAAUUCGUCAAUUAGUGAAGAAACUACUCUUAAUUAA
This is a messenger RNA of Trichoplax adhaerens, 4365 nucleotides long. RefSeq lists its product as uncharacterized. The record is from RefSeq and is a predicted model, not a curated record. Gene Ontology annotation, molecular function: protein binding. The transcript is spliced from 2 exons. Bases 1 to 4365 code for a protein of 1454 amino acids. Lineage: Eukaryota; Metazoa; Placozoa; Uniplacotomia; Trichoplacea; Trichoplacidae.